This is a messenger RNA of Phodopus roborovskii (desert hamster), 1848 nucleotides long. RefSeq names its product leukotriene A-4 hydrolase-like. Gene Ontology annotation, molecular function: zinc ion binding; leukotriene-A4 hydrolase activity; metallopeptidase activity. Lineage: Eukaryota; Metazoa; Chordata; Mammalia; Rodentia; Cricetidae. Gene Ontology annotation, biological process: proteolysis; peptide catabolic process; leukotriene biosynthetic process. Gene Ontology annotation, cellular component: cytosol; nucleus. The record is from RefSeq and is a predicted model, not a curated record.
CCGCGGAGCGUCUGGGUGCUGGCCGACGGACGACGGAUCUCCCAGAACUAUGCCCGAGGUCGCCGACACUUGCUCCUUGGCCUCCCCGGCCUCAGUCUGCCGAACCCAGCACCUCCAUCUGCGCUGCAGCGUGGACUUGGCUCGCCGGGUGCUGACCGGGACCGCCGCGCUCACGGUCCAGUCUCAGGAGGAUAAUCUGCGCAGCCUGACUUUGGAUACAAAAGACCUUACAAUAGAAAAAGUGGUGAUCAAUGGACAAGAAGUCAAAUACACUCUUGGAGAAAGACAAGGUUACAAAGGGUCACCGAUGGAAAUCUCUCUUCCCAUCGCGCUGAGCAAAAAUCAAGAGGUUGUUGUAGAAAUUUCCUAUGAGACCUCUCCCACAUCCUCUGCUCUUCAGUGGCUCACUCCUGAACAGACUUCUGGGAAGCAGCACCCGUACCUCUUCAGUCAGUGCCAGGCCAUCCACUGCAGAGCAGCCCUCCCGUGCCAAGACACUCCAUCUGUGAAGCUAAUCUACACCGCAGAGGUGUCUGUCCCGAAAGAACUGGUAGCUCUCAUGAGUGCAAUCCGCGACGGUGAAGGGCCUGACCCAGAAGACACCAGCAGGAAGAUAUACAGAUUCAACCAGAGGGUUCCCAUUCCGUGCUACCUGAUUGCAUUAGUUGUUGGAGCUUUGGAAAGCAGGCAAAUUGGUCCAAGAACUCUGGUGUGGUCCGAGAAGGAGCAGGUGGAAAAAUCUGCAUAUGAAUUUUCUGAGACCGAGUCUAUGCUUAAAAUUGCAAAAGAUCUGGGAGGGCCCUAUGUGUGGGGGCAGUACGACCUGUUGGUCCUGCCCCCAUCCUUCCCUUACGGCGGCAUGGAGAACCCUUGCCUUACAUUCGUGACUCCGACUCUACUGGCAGGUGACAAGUCUCUUGUUAUCGCACUCUCCAAUGUUAUCGAACAUGAAAUAUCUCACAGCUGGACAGGAAACCUAGUGACUAACAAAACUUGGGAUCACUUUUGGUUAAACGAAGGACAUACUGUCUAUUUGGAGCGUCACAUUUGCGGACGAUUGUUUGGGGAAAAGUUCAGACAUUUCCAUGCUUUGGGAGGAUGGGGAGAACUACAGAAUACGAUAAAAUCUUUUGGGGAGUCCCACCCCUUCACCAAGCUCGUGGUUGACCUGAAGGAUGUAGACUCCGAUGUAGCCUAUUCCUCCAUUCCAUGUGAGAAGGGGUUUGCCUUACUCUUCUACCUUGAGCAACUUCUUGGUGGACCAGAGGUGUUUCUGGGAUUCUUAAAGGCUUAUGUUGAGGAAUUUUCCUACAAGAGCGUAACCACUGACGACUGGAAGGAUUUCCUGUAUUCCCACUUUAACGAUAAGGUGGAUCUUCUCAAUCAAGUUGAUUGGAAUGCCUGGCUCUAUUCUCCUGGCCUGCCUCUGGUGAAACCAAAUUAUGAUAUGACUCUGACAAAUGCUUGCAUCGCCUUAAGUCAACGAUGGGUCACUGCCAAAGAGGAGGACUUAAGUUCGUUCAGCAUCUCGGACCUAGAUCUCUCGUCCCAUCAGUUGAAUGAGUUCCUGGCGCAAGUGCUUCAAAGAUGGUUACGGCUCUGUAUUCAAUUGAGAUGGGAGGAAGCCAUCCCUUUGGCUCUAAAAAUGGCAACUGAACAAGGAAGGAUGAAAUUUACUCGACCUUUAUUCAAGCAUCUUGCCGCCUUUGACAAAUCUCAUGAUCAAGCCGUCCGCACCUACCAAGAGCAUAAAGCCUGUAUGCAUCCUGUGACUGCGAUGCUGGUAGGGAAAGAUUUGAAAGCGGAUUAAGGACCUGAUUGGUGCCGAUUAUAAGAAGUGCCCCCCCU